Durusdinium trenchii is the source of this 1320-nucleotide messenger RNA. The record is from the annotation of a GenBank genome assembly. NCBI's taxonomy places the organism in Eukaryota, Dinophyceae, Suessiales, Symbiodiniaceae.
AUGAUGGCCUUCGUGAGCUUCGGCUAUGCCAUCUCCUUCCUGCAUCCCACCCAAGUUUGGGCCUUUGAUCUCAUGGCGCUUUCUUCGGGCAUGGGCUUUGUCCGAGCAUGCCUGACGGUUCAUGUGCAAGCCUGCUUUCAAGAUAAUCCUGAAAUGUUCACCACCAUCUCCAAGCAUUGUGGCGCUGCGCGAAACUGUGGCAGUAUUGCGGCGAUGAUUGUGCCGGCGUUGCUCUACCAGCACUUUGGGUGGAAGGCCGUCUGUUGCGGAGCCGCCGCCGCGGCACUGCUCUACAUCUUGCUCUCCUGCCUGGUAAGGCGUUUGGAGUCCCCAGCAUCGCGGGAGGCCGUGUCGGAGUUCGAACCUCAUGUGGAGGGAACUUGCACGGACAUCUCGUGGAUUGAUUCUGGGCCCAACAAGGAAGAUUGGAUGGUUGGAUCAGCCUUCAUCGUCACAGAGUUGCAGUACAACAUCGGCAAUGCGGCCAUCCCACAGACAUUGACCUCGACCUUCAUCAUGUCCGUAGGCGCGGUCGGCCCGACCUUGGGAAGCUUCAAUGCGACGUCGAUGAUCUUCUUGGCCUUGCUACCGACGAUCCCAUGGGUUUUACUGCAUCGGAGUCCUUUGAACAUUUUGAUGUCGUUCUUCUUGGUCUUAGUCUCAGGGCUCUUGGCCGCCUUCUCAGCGCUCGCGCCGGAUCACGGACUGCCCCUCUUCAUCACCAGUAUCCUCUCCUUCACGCUGGCCAUCAACAUGGCACAGGUCCUCAUGCUGGAAUACUUGUCCGGCGUACUGGACACCAAAGGAGUGGAGAAGCUCAUGGGCGUUUCCGAGACUUUUGGUUGCGGCUUCGCGAUGCUGGGUGGCUACGUGGGUGAAGAACUGAAGGUUUUUGGAUCCUCAGCUCCCUUUCUGAUGCAAUGCUUCGUGGCCCUGGUGACCGUCACCACCCUGGGCGCCUCUUUCGCCCACCGCCACGUCACCAGAGACUUGGACGUGGGUUGCAGAGCGGUUGGCAGAGAGGGUGCUGCUGGUAUACCACCAUCCAAGGCUCUCAUGGGGGUGUUCAAUGGAGAUCUAGAAGUAGGCGUGUGGUAUGCAAAAAAAAGGAGACCCUUGAACGAAAGGUGCUGGUAUGUCGCCUUUCUUUUUCGAGCGACCAGCUGCUACGCCCCGUCGCAGCUGCGAGAAGUAUCUUACCUCGUUGCAGCGGCCGCGCUUGCGCGCGGCGACCAGGUCGCUGAACUCACCCCGUUCCGCCCCGUUCCGCGCAAGCGCCGGCCGUUGGCGGGCGAACUUCGCCUCGCAAGAAACACCUGA